UCUCGAUUGGUGGCUGUGAUCACGUGACUGAACAAGUGACAGCUAUUAAAAUGUCUGAGGGGUCGCUAGAAUUUUGUGAUUUCCAAAUGGGGUCACAAGGCAAAAAAUGUUGGCAACCACAAGGGUUUAAGAAUAGAGAGUAAAGUGUCAUGGGGUCAGCUGAAUGUCUAAUGUCAGUGGAUCCCAAAGUGGAGGACAGGCCCCCUGCAGGACGAGGAGUUAUUCCAGAGCAGGCCAAUAUGUUUAACUUUUGAUAUUUCUGCAUUUGUAUAACAUUGAAACAAUUACCUGUUAGACAAGUAGAAACAUUUCUAAUUUGAUUUUCUUUGUUCACUGUUUUAGAAAUGACAGUGUUUUAAAUAACAUCCAAUUAAGUUUUUAAAUGAUAGCUGUGUACUGAAGAAGCUUCUUGGACGAGAGGUGAAACGUCUUCAUGAAACUAAGGCAGUCCAAUUGUCCUUGAUGUAACCGUCUUGAAACGCUGUGCAUGUGUCACCUCACCUACACCCACAGGGUGCAGACAGACUCUGCACAUUUGGAAAGAAAAAGAUCAGUGUGCGUUUUAUCUUUUCAUGGGUUUCUAACUGGUUUGUCCAGCUUCGCUUCAUUCACUGCUGCAGCAGGGAAGGUCGACACAUCUGUUGUACAAUAAAUCCGCAACAAUAACUUUGUUUGCAUGUGAUCGUGACUGUCCCAGGAGUCUCUCUGGUUUUGAUUGAGCAGAUGCAUACUUCACCUCUUUUGACAACAACCACAUUUUCCAGGCAAAGCCACAGAUAUUUGAAUGUUCCACAGCUGCCCUUUGCAUAUCUGGUGACAGCAGCACUAAAUAAAUGAAGUGAUCUCUGCAAACGUAAAGUCACACUGGUUAAAACAAAAUCUAUUUCCUGGUGAAAUAAAGAAAACAAGUAAUUUUGUUUCUGGACACAGUUGUUUUCUGAGGCCUGUAUCAGUUUAUGUGUGGUUUUAGUGGGAGGUUGUUGUUUUUUGUUCCCUGACAGGUGUCCUUGAAGGGUGGGGCCUGUCCACAGGUGACGUGGUCAGCAUUGAACACCACCACAGAGAUUCAAAGAGAGACUCAAACCUUUCAGUCAGAACUGCAUUAUCUGCAAACAGCUGUCUUUUAACAACCGGUUGUCGUUUUAGUUUUACUCCAACAGAAUUUCACCGGUAGCAAAGCUCCAUCACAUCCACCAAAGAUGGAUAAGUUCCGUAUGAUGUUCCAGUUCCUGCAGUCCAACCAGGAGUCCUUCAUGAAUGGGAUCUGUGGAAUCAUGGCUCUGGCCAGCGCACAGAUGUAUUCUGCCUUUGAAUUCAACUGCCCCUGUAUGCCGGAGUACAACUACACGUACGCCAUAGGCCUGCUGAUCAUCCCUCCGAUAUGGUUCUUCCUGUUAGGUUUCGUCUUAAACAACAACGUUUCAGUGCUGGCUGAGGAAUGGAGGAGACCAAUCGGUGAGCGGAGGAAGGAUCCGUCCAUCCUUCGCUACAUGUUUUGCUCAGUCACGCAGAGAUCCCUGAUCGCACCUGCCGUCUGGGUGUCGGUCACUCUCAUGGAUGGGAAGAGUUUCCUCUGUGCCUUCAGCGUCAGUUUGGACAUUGACAGGUUUGGGAAUUACAGUCUCCUCAGGGGCUUGUCCGAAGUGGAGAAGAUGAAGGUGCUGGCAAAGAUUCCCUGUAAGGAUCUGUUUGAGCAUCAGGAAAUCAGAAUCGCAGCGUCAAGAUACGUCAAGUGUAUUUCACAGGCCUGUGGCUGGAUAUUUCUGCUCAUGAUGACCUUCACGGCCUUCCUGAUCCGGGCCAUUCGACCGUGUUUCACCCAGGCCGCAUUCCUCAAGACUAAGUACUGGUCUCAUUAUGUUGACAUUGAGCGCAAAAUGUUCGACGAGACGUGCAAGGAACACGCCAAGAGCUUUGCCAAGAUCUGCAUCCAACAGUACUUUGAGAACAUGAGCGGUGAGAUGCAGAGCUUCCACAACCAGCGCUCCUCAGACAGCGACAGCGACGAAGAUGACGAAGACAUCAGGAGGAGUGACGAAGACAAGCUGCUGGGCAUCAGGGCCCAGGAUGACAUGAAUAAAGUGUUGUGGAACUGGCACACCUGUAAGCCUGCUCUGGCUCUGAGGAAGAACUAUGCUGAUGUUCAUGAAAAUGAAAAGGUGAAUGGAGAAGCCAAUGGAGGCUUCAAUGGGUUUGUAAAUGGACACACUCAGGACGUGAAGAAGAAGGAAUGGGCGGUGUAUUACAGUAAAGUCUGAGGAGUUAACAAAUGAUAUAAUACCUUAUAAUGCAUUAAUUUCCCAAAGGGAACUCCCAAUGGAUUAUUAAAGUUCUAUCUAUCUGUCUAUCUUCCUAUCCGUCCGUCCAUCUAUGCAUUUCACUGAUUUCUGAAUGCGAAAUAGUGGUCUUUAAAACAGGUGAAGUUCAUUUUAGAGCCAGCUUUUCACGAAAAACAACUAGAACAAGGAAACAAGGUUUUCGCGCAAAGUAUGACAUAUAUAUAUAUAUAUGUAAAAACAGAUAUAAAUGGUUUAUUUCAGUGAGCUAACAGCCAGUUAGCGUGUUUGUCCCUAGACACUAGGAUUGACACAGAAAAUGCUCCACUACAUUUCUCCGCUACAAAGAGUACUGUAAAAAAAACUGUUUGUCCGGUCAUGCAGUAGACCUGCUCCCACACCCACCCACUGCUCCACAGAUUUCCAGCUUACGAGGGAAGAACGUUCUAAGCCACAGCCUUGAAAUCUCAAGUGAGUCAAACAGAGUGAGGGAAAAGGUAGUAUGAGAUUAUAGACAACAGACAUAUUAAAGUAACACUUCAGUGGUUUCACUGUGUUUGUAGAAGACACCGACACGUCCUCCGUACAGCUAACUGAGGACAUAGAGGACAUAGACAAUAAGGCUUCACUAACACCUGUAAAACAACAACAAAUAAAAAAACGUUGGGUUUUUAUUUUUUAUGACUCCUUUAGAUGUUUUAAUCUGUUGUGUUUUACUGCAAGGUCAAAGGUCAAUGUCUGAGCUCUGGCUCAGAGUGAAGACAGACCCUGGGUGAACGAACCUGUGACUUAUCUGAUUAAUUAAAACUCUUAACUAAAUAAACUAAACUAAAUUUUUGACAGCUAGUUUUUUUAUACACAAAUGAAACAGAACGAAUUGUUCAUUUUUGACAAGUGGAAAAUUAUAAUAAAAAAUAAUUUAUGUUGCGUGUGUGUACGUAUAUAUGACCAUGGUAUUAAUGUCUGCUGCUGAAGAACGAAACAAGAGGUUCUGACCGCCAGAACCAUUUACAUGGUGAUAUGAAAACAAAGCCACCAUUUGCAUGCCCUCCUCUGUCUGAGCUCCAACACUCCAGUCAGUCCAAUGAGAACAAAAAACGACUGUCCAAUAUGAGUCCAUGGGAAUCUAAUCUGUAAAUAAUCACUGUCAUACUUCGUCUGUGUUACUGCAGUAGUGGAGUUAUUCUCCCUCGUCACUGCACCUUAAAUAAAUCCAUCCAUGUUGAUUUACAUGUUGUCCUGCACCGAACUUUCACACCUGGUGUGCUCUGGCGCCCCCCAGAGGCAACUAACUCACUUUACAAACCACUGCUGUGGAUUCACAGUAACAGAGUAACUUCAGAAACGGCUGGAGCACCGUUUGCGACCACAGACGCUGUGUCCACGUCUUCUUCACUGCAUUGUGAUCGUACGCAUGUGAAAUCUGUGAUGUGCAAAAUAUCCCACCCUCACUAUGCAAUAUCAGCUGUUCACGCCAAGCUGAAGAUACAAAGGUGUUUUCCCAUAACGCAACACAAGAGGGCGCACUCCUCCCAAAACCACGGCCAUUAACAAAACAAGUGUACUGUAUACGAUACACAUACAGCAUGGUGUAACGCUAUCACAGCAGAGUAGUAAUGAAGAUGAUGGAGCUGAGGGAAAAUGGCAUCAAUCCCACUGG
Messenger RNA from Cynoglossus semilaevis (tongue sole), 3936 nucleotides. It is a transcript of the gene calhm1b, whose product is annotated as calcium homeostasis modulator 1b. NCBI's taxonomy places the organism in Eukaryota, Metazoa, Chordata, Actinopteri, Pleuronectiformes, Cynoglossidae. Gene Ontology annotation, molecular function: monoatomic cation channel activity. Bases 1200 to 2258 code for a protein of 352 amino acids. The record is from RefSeq and is a predicted model, not a curated record. Gene Ontology annotation, cellular component: plasma membrane. The transcript has 3 exons.